AUGAAGUUUUUCGCACCUCAAGUCGAAUAUAUGAACAGCCUCUACCCGGGCUUCAAAAAAGCCCAGGCUGCCGGGUCUGCGCAGGUGGCCGGUGGAGACACCCAUCUCGAGGUCUUUUGGAAGGGCAUUAAGGCGCACUUCCUGCAAGAAUGGCCCACGCCGCAAGCGGAACAAGAGGCUGCUAAGCGAGCUUUGCUCGCGUGGAAUGCAGCCAAUCCCAAAAAAAAGAAAACCCUGUCUAAAUCUCUGGCAUCAGAGCGUCCGGUGCUUGAGGGGGAGGCGUUGCGUAAAUGGAGGGAGGAACGUGAAGAGCGCGUAAUGCGGUGGUUUUAUAAUCACGACUCGACCGUGAAGGGCUCUUUCCCUGAACUGAAGGUUGAGCUGGCGGCGCCUCGAGAGUCGAGUGGUCGUGCACUCACCAGGGUCCAGCUCUACUCCAAAGAGUUCUACACUAAGCGCGUCAAGGAGAACGUUGACAAGGCUGUUGCGGCGCAAUCGAAGGCGCCCGAAAAAAAGGAGAUGCUGGACAUCAUCACCAAAGUCACCGCCGACACGUUUGCGAACGAGUCUCCGGAAAUUUUGGCCAGAAUUGACGAGUUGGAGGCGGCGGCUGCGGAGGAACGGCGGAAGACGCGGGAGAUCUUGAAGAACGCGUUUGUGGACGACUACGACCUACGCGUGAAAAAGGAUGAGCCUCCUGAGGUUUACUGCCGUCACAUCAACGCCCUGGACGCAAUCUUUCAGGGGCUCCUCCCUGUUCUGGCGAGGAAGACCGGGUGGAGCUUCAGUGUUAUCUGUGGAGGUCCCGACCCAAUGAAGCCGGACGGUGAGAUCCGUACUCGUUCGUAUCAUGAGGGGAGAAAUAUGGCUGGAGUGGGCUUUAGCAAGGCCCACCCAACCUUCCAGACCUCCUACGUGAACCCGUACUCGGCAUUUCUGCACACGGUCUACCCUGCUGAGGUUCGCCAAUCAAGGGUGUUGAAAUCCGCUCUGGCUGGGCUCAUGACCGUCAUGAACAGGCCGACCGCGGAGGAAGCCUUGUUGGCCGAAGACGCAACAUCGACGUCGAAGCCGCCCGCGGUGGCUGGGGCCGUGUCGACCGACGUUUCAUCACCGCCUGAUGCGCCCCCUGUCGCGAUUGCGGGACCUUCGGGUUCGGGAAACAACACGUCCUUGGGUGUGCACUCGACGGAUACUCCUCCGAUUCCUGUCGUCCUGGGCCCCGUUGCUCCAACGGCCACUGCAGGUACGGAUGGUGUUACUCGUACGCUGGUGCCCGGGACUGCACCCUCGGUACUCGCACCUUCCGGCCACGCUGGAGAUCUGCAGCCGUCGACGGUGCCUGGGGGUGUGUUUGACGACCUUGGGCGACUGAUGGACGAGACUCGAAGAUUGCUGCACCCUGAUAGUGGGGCUGCCGGCGGGGAAGCUGCGCUCGAAGACGGCUUGGGUCAUUUGGCGUUGCGUCUCCAACCUGCCGCUGGCAGCCUCGAGGCAGGAAUGGUGGGGCUCGGAGCGGUUGAUUACAGAGACCUGGCCAGUUUCGGGCGUCAGUCUUGGGGAGGAUUAGAGGAAGAGCGGUAUGCGUACCAGAACUCCUAUAUGCUUCCUUCAACCUUCCCAUCCGCUUCUGGUGCCGCCACUACCCCUUCAGCUCUCGCUAUUCACCCUCCUUCGCAGAUGGCAGCACCUCCCGUCUUCGCUAGCCAUGCACAAAUCCCAAAUCCUCCGAUGGUUCCUUCCCAGGGUUCUUCCCACAUGCCACUGCCCUCUGCUCCCCACAUCGCACCUUCCCUGACGCCGAUGUACGCUCCCCAGGCCACUACCCCUUCCAUGGCGCCAACUCCUCCCCAGACGUCUUUCCCUCGUAUGCCCCCUGCUCCCCUAACGGCACCACCUCCGAGUCAGGCUGCCGGUGCCCAGAACAACGCUCUUCCCACACCUCCACCCCUUCAGACGGUGCUAGUGGACGCGCCACCCCAGCUGCCCGCCGCCCCCAUGUCUCAGGCUAGUCAGGAAACACCAGUCUUGAAUGCGGACCAAUCGCCAGCAGUCCUCGAGGUUCCCGCCACGGGUGCGAAAAGGAAACCUGUUGCCAAUACGGGUCAGGGUCGGGAGAAGAGACAUCGGAGCGCUGCAAUUGGGCUUGAAACCAACUGGGUGACAGCGGUCGCCCAGAAUCUGAAGCAGAGAGUGGACGAUCCGAGGUGGAUUGCAUGUGUUGAUGCCUGGGUUAAAUUUGAGCUGGCGCGAGUGGUGACGACUGGUCGAUUCCCGGUUACCAAGUCCCGUCCCGUGGAGAUUGCUAAAUGGGCUUCAAAGGGCGGAGAACCCGAUGUCGCUCCUCAUAUCGAUGACAUUGUCGAUUUCGGUUCACGCUGGUGCCUGUGGUGGAAUGAGAUACAGCCUGAAUGGAGGAAGAACCCAUGCGGGUGCCUACCUCACAGUUUCGACCCGUCUAGCGCGGUUGCUUCGCUCGCGGUGCUGGAGAAGGCCGGGCCUAAGGGCAUAGGUAUGGCCAUGCAGAGUCUUUCUUGGUGGGCGGGAGGUGAGGAUACGACACGAUGGUGGGCGGCGGUGGAUGACAUUCACAGGUGCUUGGAAUUGUUCAACAAACAUCGUUGA
Coprinopsis cinerea okayama7#130 is the source of this 2625-nucleotide messenger RNA. RefSeq lists its product as hypothetical. NCBI's taxonomy places the organism in Eukaryota, Fungi, Basidiomycota, Agaricomycetes, Agaricales, Psathyrellaceae. The transcript has 4 exons. The record is from RefSeq and is a predicted model, not a curated record. The coding region runs from base 1 to 2625 and encodes 874 amino acids.